Belonocnema kinseyi is the source of this 2333-nucleotide messenger RNA. It is a transcript of the gene Sec61alpha, whose product is annotated as protein transport protein Sec61 subunit alpha. The record is from RefSeq and is a predicted model, not a curated record. Gene Ontology annotation, biological process: post-translational protein targeting to membrane, translocation; SRP-dependent cotranslational protein targeting to membrane, translocation. Lineage: Eukaryota; Metazoa; Arthropoda; Insecta; Hymenoptera; Cynipidae. The coding region runs from base 116 to 1546 and encodes 476 amino acids. Gene Ontology annotation, molecular function: transmembrane protein transporter activity; signal sequence receptor activity; ribosome binding. The transcript has 8 exons. Gene Ontology annotation, cellular component: Sec61 translocon complex; membrane.
GAUUUGUCUUCCGAUCGCGUCAGUAACUGUUCGUUCAGUCAGUGUGGUGUGUUUUCUCUCCUCGUUUAUUUAAUAGAAAUACCGCCACGCGAGAGUCCAACACCGAAAAUUCAUCAUGGGGAUCAAGUUUCUAGAAGUGAUAAAACCGUUUUGCAGCAUAUUGCCGGAAAUUGGAAAGCCCCAAAGAAAGAUCCAGUUUCGAGAAAAAGUACUAUGGACUGCCAUCACGCUCUUUAUUUUCCUGGUUUGUUGCCAGAUUCCUCUUUUUGGAAUAAUGUCAUCAGACAGUGCAGAUCCCUUCUACUGGAUUCGUGUAAUCCUCGCCUCGAACAGAGGAACGUUGAUGGAAUUGGGAAUUUCCCCAAUUGUCACGUCCGGACUGAUUAUGCAGCUAUUGGCUGGUGCAAAAAUUAUAGAAGUCGGUGAUACUGCCAAGGAUCGUGCUCUUUUCAAUGGAGCACAAAAAUUAUUUGGAAUGGUGAUCACGGUCGGUCAAGCGAUUGUUUACGUGAUGACUGGAAUGUAUGGAGACCCGGCAGAAAUUGGAGCCGGUGUUUGUCUCCUGAUCAUCAUUCAGCUCUUCGUUGCCGGAUUAAUUGUCCUCUUGCUCGACGAAUUGCUGCAAAAGGGAUACGGACUUGGAAGUGGAAUUUCACUCUUUAUCGCCACCAACAUUUGCGAAACGAUCGUCUGGAAGGCAUUCUCUCCGGCUACAGUCAACACUGGACGAGGAACUGAAUUUGAAGGCGCAGUAAUUGCACUUUUCCACCUUCUGGCCACAAGACAGGACAAAGUGCGCGCUCUUCGCGAAGCUUUUUACCGACAAAAUCUUCCCAAUUUGAUGAAUCUUCUCGCCACGAUUCUCGUAUUUGCUAUAGUAAUUUACUUCCAGGGCUUCCGUGUAGAUCUGCCAAUCAAGUCGGCAAGAUACAGAGGACAGCAGAGCAGUUAUCCGAUAAAACUGUUCUACACGAGCAAUAUUCCAAUUAUUCUCCAAUCGGCUUUGGUUUCGAAUUUAUACGUAAUCUCGCAAAUGUUGGCGGUGAAAUUCCAAGGGAAUCUCAUAGUGAAUCUCCUUGGAGUUUGGUCGGACGUCAGUGGAGGCGGACCAGCGAGAUCGUAUCCGGUCGGUGGUUUGUGUUAUUAUCUCUCGCCGCCCGAAUCCGUUGGACACAUUCUUCAGGAUCCGGUUCACGCGAUGCUCUACAUUCUCUUUAUGCUCGGAUCUUGCGCCUUCUUCUCAAAGAGCUGGAUUGAAAUUUCUGGAAGUUCUGCUAAAGAUGUUGCCAAACAGUUGAAGGACUCGCAGAUGGUGAUGCAGGGACACCGGGAAAAGUCUCUGAUCCACGAACUGAACCGAUACAUCCCGACGGCCGCAGCUUUCGGAGGACUUUGCAUAGGAGCGCUCUCGGUUCUCGCCGAUUUUCUCGGCGCCAUUGGUUCCGGGACCGGAAUUCUCCUCGCUGUGACAAUUAUCUACCAGUACUUUGAGAUCUUUGUCAAGGAACAGAGUGAAAUGGGCGGCAUGAGCACACUGCUCUUCUGAGCUCAAAUUUUUCACAUAGACUUGAAAAGUGAAUUUUUCAACUCCCAGAACUGAUGAAAUUAAUAAUUUAUUAUUAUUAUUGUUAUUGUGAAUUAAGGAUCAAGAACGAUGACGUUGUCAGUCUCGUUUUCCACCUUAAAGCCAGGAACCGAGGUUCUUUAUUCUUGGAGUGUAGAAUUUAAUUUAUUUUUUGGCACGUCACAUAUCGCUAUGUGACUUCUCGGCUUGACGAGUCUAGCAAAUUUGUCAAAUGUGCCAAAAAUUGUUUUUUUUUUUUUUUUCUUUUUUUUUUUACAUAUCUUGAAAAAUUGUUCUUUUUCUGAUACACAAUUGAUGAAUAUUCAACAGAGAAACCGAGAGGAGGUGAGAACGCCGAGAAAAAUGUACAAAGGAGGGCGAUUUGGGUGGAAGGGAGGGAGGAAAGUGGACCUCGAUAUUCCUAGAUAAUUUUUAAGGCGCUCGACAACACUACUUUCGAGCUAUGUUAAUAAGAAAGUCUCAUCACUUUCUUCUUUUUCUUCUUCUUCUUUAUAUAGGUACCAUCAUUCCUGUAUUAUUAUUAAUGUUAUUAUUAACGAUAAUUGGGCUCCUCCUCGAGUUGUGUGGCCAGUGAAAGGUUUAGAUUUUAAUUUUAAUGAUAAUGAAACGAAAGAACCGACCGGACGACUCGAGCAGAGAUUAGUUUUUUCAACGAAAAUUCCGACAGUUUAAGAUUAAAUACAUCAUACAUUAAGAUCGAUCUCUUGUAUCUCCAGGAGAAACAGCUUUUAUAAAAAGUUCAAACUAC